AUGCUGGACAGUGAGCACGUACUCUGGCCCAAGCCGGGCACGGUUUUCACCCGACCUCUUCUUAAAUUGCUGAAGUCCGGCGAUCAGUUGCCGGGAAAUGCAAAACCAUACAAAGCUGUGGUUUUGAAGGAAUACGAUGGUUAUUUUAAAGCUCUCAGAGAUGAAGAUUUUCUAAGAGAAGAAACGGAUGUGCCCUCGUCGGAUGCCAUAGAACCAAUGCAUUUGACGAAGAAAAGAAGAAAAGUGUAG
This is a messenger RNA of Echinostoma caproni, 249 nucleotides long. The record is from the annotation of a GenBank genome assembly. NCBI's taxonomy places the organism in Eukaryota, Metazoa, Platyhelminthes, Trematoda, Plagiorchiida, Echinostomatidae.